AUGGAGGGAUUGUCUUAUGUCUCACAAGUCCCGUUUGUGAUCGUUGAUUUGAUCAAUCUCAGCGAAGUCACGGUCGACGUGGAGGAGAAAACUGCGUGGAUUGAAGCGGGCGCAACCACGCGGGGGGGCUACGGUGCAAUGCUGAGAAAAUACGGCCUCGCGGGAGAUAAUGUUAUUGAUGCCAGAAUAAUCGACGCUAAUGGCAGAAUCCUCGAUAGGAAAUCAAUGGGAGAGGAUCUUUUCUGGGCCAUCAGAGGCGGUGGAGGUGCCAGUUUUGGCGUGAUCACUGCCUGGAAGGUACAGCUGGUGGAUGUUCCAGAAACAGUCGCUGUUUUCUCAAUCACGGGGAACGUGGAAGAACAGAACGGCGCUGAACUGUGGCACCGCUGGCAAUACGGGGGCGCCUCAAGCCGACAAAGAUUUGUUCGUUGGAGUCAUCGUACUCAGGGUGAACACGACCGUCCUGGUUAA
Messenger RNA from Salvia hispanica, 471 nucleotides. Lineage: Eukaryota; Viridiplantae; Streptophyta; Magnoliopsida; Lamiales; Lamiaceae. The record is from RefSeq and is a predicted model, not a curated record.